This is a messenger RNA of Corylus avellana, 993 nucleotides long. RefSeq names its product protein LURP-one-related 12. NCBI's taxonomy places the organism in Eukaryota, Viridiplantae, Streptophyta, Magnoliopsida, Fagales, Betulaceae. The record is from RefSeq and is a predicted model, not a curated record.
UGCAAAACCACAUCGCACGUGUCAAAACGGUGAGCUCCGAGUUCUCACCGUGUGUCUCACCUGUCUCUCCAACAAUAUAAAUCUUCUUCCCAACGUUUAGGUCUCUUCAACGCUAGCUCCACCAUACAACAACCUCAAGGCCCAAACACAAACAGAGUCUCUAUCUUCCAUUGUUGUGCAUCAAAGUCUUCGGAAAUCUUAAGGAAACCAAUUAACCAAAGAUAUGAAACAAGGCUUUGUUGUGGAAGCUGGGUUCGUAUUCCAAGAAGAGACUCAUCUCACCGUCCUCAAGACCUCUCUUUUCUUCGCCAAUGAUGGCUUCACCGUCUAUGAUUGCAAGGGCGACUUGGUCUUCCGAGUCGACUCGUACGGGCCCGAAACCCGUGACAGGGGCGAAAUCGUUCUCAUGGACGCGAACGGAAGGUGUCUCCUCACUGUCCGCCGGAAGAGGCCGAGUCUCCACCACCGGUGGGAGGGCUUUAUAGGGGAGAGAAUCGACGGGCACCAGAAACCGAUCUUCAGCGUGCGGAGAUCCUCGAUGAUCGGACGGUCGAGCGUGAGCGUGGAGGUGUAUAGCGACCCAGGGGAGGAGUACCAGAUCGAGGGACACUUUUCGCAACGCUGUUGCACGAUCUUGAAUGCGGGGAAGGAAUCAGUGGCUGAGAUCCGACGCAAAGUGGAUGCUUCCACCCACGUGCUGCUAGGGAAGGACGUUUUCUCCCUUUGCGUUAAGCCUGGCUUUGAUGGGGCUUUUGCCAUGGGAUUGGUGCUCGUUCUUGAUCAGAUCAACGGUGAUGAUUAUUUCACCGAGGGAGCUCAGGUGGAGCCCGUCACAGAUGAUUAGUGGGAUGUAUCUUUUUAGCUUUGUUUAAUGGCUAAUCCAUCAUCCAUGGACGGUAAUCUCGAUAGGGCUCUUCUUCUUGUCUUGGUCUAGAUCUUUGUUGUAUUUUACUAUGGAAAAUCAAAAUGGGCAAGAGUGAUAAUAUUAUUGUA